UCAAAGUCCAUAGUAACCACACUUUAUCAUUGUUAAUAAAUAAAAGGCAUGUAAAACAUCACUUUGAUGAGGUGAAACCUGUGGAAACUCACGAAGUUUAAAUUAGGUUUAGGUAUAAGUUUAUAUUUUAGUUACUAAUAUAGAUAGGCACUAGGUCAUACAGGUAAAACUAAGUAAAGUCUCUUUCCUUACAGCAUACUGGCCCAAGGUCAUCCGGAAUUUAUUCAUCAAAUCAACGUGAGCUCCGGAAUUUACUUUGACCCUAUCGGUGAACUUAAAAUCCGUAUGAGUCAUUUAGACGUGGUCACCCCACUCGAUAUCUCGCACAUUGAACCCCACUUGCAAAAUAUAAACUCAGUAUUAGGUACAACACGCUACAUAUGUAACCAAAUUAGAUUAGAAAAAUCAUAUAAUUUACAAUGUAAUAACCUGUUAGAACCCUUAACAAUAAGAUAUCAUGACAUUGUCUCUGAAUAUUCCACUAUUUCGCACUUAGUAAAUAAAAGAUCUAGAAGAGGAGCCUGGAUAGGUGCCGUUGGUUCUCUCUCCAAAAUCGUGUUUGGGACCCUUGAUGAAAAUGACGCCAUAAAAUAUGACAAUGCCAUUCGAAAUGUUCAAGAUAACGAAAAAAGACUGAGCUCAUUAAUAAAAGAUAAUAUCCUAAUAACAUCUGAAGUUUUGACAAAUUUUAAUAAAACAUUACAAAGUAUACAACUUAAUGAGGUCAGCCUUAAUCUAGUUAUCGAUAAUUUCUCUUCAACAUUAAAAAAUAUUACUUUAAUUUCAAACGAAUUAGUUGUAAAGACGAAUAUAGAUUUUAUACUCAAUAGUUUAGAAGCAUCUAUACUCACCUUAUCAUUCCACCUCGAAGACAUAACAAACGCUAUUAUUUUUAGUAGUCAAAACAUCCUGCACCCGGCCGUAUUACCGCCCACGCACUUAUACCAAGAAAUUGUCAAUAAUUACAGAUACUUACCUGUAGACCUUAAGUUACCUGUAAGCUUAACAUUAAGUAACAUACAUAUUAUUACAAAUGUAUCCAGUGUAGUGUGUUAUAGUAUAGGCAACAAGAUUAUUUUUGUUCUGAAAAUACCUCUAGUGUCCCCUAAAGAUUAUAGUUUGUAUCAUAACAUAGCAUUGCCAACUCCUCAUAUUAAAGAUAAACCUAAUACUUUUAGUUUCAUAAGACCUAGUAGUAAAUAUAUAGCAAUGACCAUAGACAAAUCCGAAUAUUGUAACCUUGAUUCGUUAAAGGAAUGCAUAACGAUAAGCCCGCGCGAGUACAUCUGUGACGUUAUGACAGUGUUCCCGUCCAGUGUUAACCCCUGUUGUGAAAGUGAGUUAUUGUCCAAUACAAUAAGUGUUCUCCCCGUGCAGUGUAAAACAGACUUCUUUUAUGGAUAUGUAGAUUUAUGGCAACCACUCGAUAAUAAUAAUUGGCUAUAUGUACAAUCUAAAAGCAGUAAACUUUACAUUGAAUGUCCUAAAGAAAAACUUGUUGAUAUUAACAUUAUCGGAACAGGAAUUUUAACUAUUCCUAAUAACUGUAUGGCCCACUGUAAAAGUACAAAAUUGAUACCUAAAUUUGAUAAUGUAAAAAUAAAUGUUAAUAUUGUUCACUCUAACUUCAACUUAAUUAAUGAUUCUUGUUGCACUUUAGAUAAGUUUAAUAAAAUAAUAAGUAAUGAGCCUCCCCUUAAGUUGCAUAAUAUAAAUCUAGAUUCAUUCACAUUAGAAACAAAAUCUAAACUAAAUUCCAUUGCUAAAGAAACAGAUAAAAUUCUAAAUGAACAUCAAAUUAUUAAAUACGAGACUCAUUACUCAAUUAUUACUAUAGUUAUAAUUUGUGUAAUCUUAAUCUUUUGUAUAACCAAACUUAUUAUGUAUAUUAAAUCGCGCAACUGUCUAUCCCGUCGCCUUCCCGAUACUAUUCCUCCAAUCCCUGCAGUUUCUCCAACUGAUCAGAUUCCAAUUGCAGAGAAUAUUACUCCCGCUAAAUUCAGUAAACCUUGUUCCGUUAAGGAAAAUAUACCAUCUCCCAGUAUAAGAAUUAAUGUUUAACCCUAAGUGGUUUUCCUCUUUACAAUUCUUCCUAAACAUAGUUUCAACCCUAUGUUUAGUCUACCCCAAGGAGGUGUUAUACUAUACAUAAGCACCCUUUAGUGCUUACAUCACUCACAGACUGCUGCAUCAGCAGAUUCGGUUGCGACGUUAGUCGCUAGUCCAUUCCUUUCAGUCAGUCGAAAUCGAGCUCCUUUCCAUGCUAGACGGUUGCCUCAAAUCAA
Plodia interpunctella (Indianmeal moth) is the source of this 2285-nucleotide messenger RNA. RefSeq lists its product as uncharacterized. The transcript has a single exon. Bases 286 to 2061 code for a protein of 591 amino acids. NCBI's taxonomy places the organism in Eukaryota, Metazoa, Arthropoda, Insecta, Lepidoptera, Pyralidae. The record is from RefSeq and is a predicted model, not a curated record.